AUGCCAGGCAAAAUUGCAGGAUUGCUCAGUCAAUGGGAGAAUAAAUCACAAGAAGCAAACAACUCAUCGGUACCUGUUAAAAAACCAGUCUCCACCACUUCUUCCACUGUGAAAAAGGAAGAACCAAAAACCACAGCACCCACACAGGAACCACAGAAGGUUGCCACACCUCCAUCCACUACUUUCAGUGUUCCUCCACAAAAGAAAGGAGCAAUUUCAACACAAACUCCAAUGAAAGAAUCAGCUUCUGCAGUGCCUCCAUCCGAUAAGUCAUCAUCGUCAUCACCAAAAGAGUCUUCACCACAAAAGGUAGCAACACCUCCUCCAAGUAGCAGCACCACUCCAUCUGUGCCAUUAAAAUCUUCUGGAACAGCAAAAUUAUCUACAGAUGAUGUGUUAGAUCCCGAAUAUCUGAAAAAGUUGGAAGCUUUUGUAGUUGCUAUUGAGAAACAAGUUGAUCGAUUGGAAACAAUGGCUAAAAAAUAA
Messenger RNA from Naegleria fowleri, 486 nucleotides. RefSeq lists its product as uncharacterized. Bases 1 to 486 code for a protein of 161 amino acids. The record is from RefSeq and is a predicted model, not a curated record. The transcript has a single exon. Lineage: Eukaryota; Heterolobosea; Eutetramitea; Acrasida; Naegleriidae.